ACAGUCGAUGAGGGCAUGAGGCCAAUAGGGUAUGCGACAAAAGCGUCGCGGGAACGGACCGCUUCCAAGGCGCCCACGGAGUCAGGAGGCGCGCCCACGGAGUCAGGUGCGCGGGCGAGGCAGCCGACGCCGACCGAACCAACUCCUCCCGCUCCCGGGCUAGGCAAGGGCCGCAACGUUUUUCCGCCGUGCGCACGCGACUUCGGCGCGCGCGGACGUGGAUGGAUGGAUGCACCUCGCGUCACUCCAACCCAACCAAACCCAACCCAGCCGGCAGCCGCGCCGCGUUAUAAAGGACGGGUCCUGGCCUUGGCGCCGUGCUUCACAGUACCGGCCACUGACCACGACACGGCACUCGCAGAGUCUCUCGGAAUGGGCGCGGGGUUCCUGAGCACGGCGGAGGGCGGGCUCGGCGGGGAGGCGUUCUACUGCGCGGUCAUCCUGUGGCUGUCCGUGGUGUCGUGGGUCAUCUUCACCCGCGUCGACAACGACGGCGGGGACGGGAGGAGGAGGAGGACGGGGCGCCGGGGCGGCGGCAGCCGCGGCAGCCCGGUGUUCGUCGGCGCGGCGGGGCUCUGCGACGGCACCGGGCCCGGCUGCAGCGGCGGGUACGGGCUCUGCGGCACCUGCCUGGACUAGCUAGCUCUAGUAAGUCACGAGUCGUGGUGCAGCGGCUUGUGCUGCGUGUUGUGGCCUUCUCCAUGGUUUUGCUUCCAGGAGAUGAGCUCCCCUUUUGUGAAGACAAUAAGAGGGAGCUGUACGUAUUUCGAUCCUGAUUCGGCUGCAUCAAUGAAGUUCGAAGCUUUUUUCCCCUUUUA
Molecule: messenger RNA, 818 nt
Organism: Phragmites australis (common reed)
Lineage: Eukaryota; Viridiplantae; Streptophyta; Magnoliopsida; Poales; Poaceae
Exons: 1
Coding region: 16-639 (207 amino acids)
Source: RefSeq, a predicted model, not a curated record